CGAGCCAGGGUUUUACGGCCUCCACCAGUCUCUCCACCCAGCGAAACCCCCAAAUCCCCCUCCCUCCCGCACCGCCAAUGGCGACGCCGCCGGCGCCAUCGCCGUCGCCGGUCAGGCUCCGGCUCGUGUUCGACAAGACCCGCCUCCUCCGGCGGGCGCAGAGGGACCUCCGGCGCUGCUGGCUCCUCCUCCGGCCCGAGCUCGCCACCGUCGCCGACCUCUCCGCCCACGUGGCCGCCCGCUUCCGCCUCCACCGCUCCUGCCCCGGCGGCGUCGUCUUGACGAUGGAUGGAUUUGCCUUGCCGCCUUUCGAGUCGACCUGUAUCUUCAGGGACAAGGAUAUCAUAAGGGUUCAACAGAAAGCUUGCAAGAGAAUGGUACACCAUGACGAUGUACACUGUAUUGAAGAUCCCGAGAAAGUAGAAAUGCGGCCGCUUCAGACUGAUGAUAAAAUCCUUGCAAUUGAGUAUCAAAUUGACUCUAGUAAGCACCAAGAAGAAGAUGUGCAUUGUGAUCAUCAGCCUGAAGAAAAUGUAACAUCCAACCACAAUCUAGAAAAUGGGCAUACAAGCUCCAAGAGGAAACGGAAAGAUGAAGAUGCAAAAAUACCUGAGAGCUCAAGGAGAAAGAAACAGAAGAAGGUAAAACACAUCGGGUGCAGCAAGGUAGAUGAUAUUUGCCAAGAUCAGGGUUCUCAUGGUUCCAAAGAGUCGAAGCCGUCCACCAUUGGUAUUGAAGAAAAGAAGGCUGAUAUUCAAACUGAAUGUACUAUUGAGUUGGAUGGAAAGCAAAAACCUGACAGGUGCAAUAAGACCGAGUUGAGUUGCGAAACUGAGGUGGCUGGGCAGACAACUCAAAUUCCUAAAACGAGUCGAAGUGCUCGUCGUAAGAAAAUCAAAAGGCAACUUAGGAAGCAAGAGAAAGAAAAGCUGAAAGAGAAUGUGGACUGCCAGGAAUCAGCCAAUGCUGCUGACUGUCCAUCCUCAAGCAAUCACAAUGAUCUUCCUUGCCCGUCAAGCAAUGAGAAUGGCCCUCACUUGAGCCAUGAAGCAGAGGAGGAAGAAUCUGAUGCAUCAGAAGAUAUUGUUCCAGUUGUGGUUCGUCCUGGUCACAUUCGCUUUGAGCCAGCAGGUGAACCAAAUACGUCAUCAGCGAAGGAAGCACAGGCAAAUUUCACGUGGGGUGGAACCAUGAGCAAAAAGAAGGGACAGAAGUGGGGAAUGAACAACUCAAACAAGAAAAGUGCUGAUACCGGCAAUCUUGGGAAAAUAGUUGGAAGUAAUACUGAAGUUAACCAUCUUGUGGUAGAUAGUAGGGAUGAGGAAAAUGUUUUUUCUGGGGCCAGUAAUCAAAAGGUCAAUGAGAUCAAUCAUGAUCUGUUAGCAAAGGAAAAAUCUGUUGCUGAGGAAGGGAAGUCUACCAGCGAACCUUUGGACUUUGAAGCUCUGUACCCCCUAACACGUCUUCCAGUGGAGGGAGAUCUGAUUGCUUAUCGAUUGGUUACGCUGUCUUCCUCGUGGUGUCCGGAGAUUUCUUCGUAUCGGGUUGGUAAAGUUCUUGUGUAUGAUCUGAUAUCAUCGCGCAUCAUUCUGUUACCUGUUCCGGAGCAUCCAAUCAUCACGGAGGAAAUUACAUGCGAGGACGAGUCAGAUACUAUGAUGGUGGAUACGUCACCCUACAAGGAAGAUGGCUCCUUGGAGAUCGAGUACCCCAACCUUCUCGAUGUAAGACUAGUGAAGGGCAGCGAGCCGGUAUCCGCAGACCUUAGCACUCCCAUUAGAGAAACAGGGAAGGAAGGCAAAUCACCGGUCGGAGAACCAGUCGCCUUGGACGAAAACAAGGGCAAAGUUCAUAGCCAGAAUGGAACCUCGGUGCCAGCCUUGGACAAAAACAAGGGCAAAGUUCAUAGCCAGAAUGGAACCUCGGUGCCAGAUGGCAGUAAAGGCCCAGAAGCGCCACCAUGCCCAGAAGCGCCGCCAGAAAACACGCGUGAUAAGGCCUGGGAGGCAAGCAGCGAGGUCCCAAACGGCAAGCCUGAUGAUGAAGCCGAGGGGAACAAUGGGUGGGGAGCUUGGAAACAGAACGCCAGCACCUCGGCGUGGUCGUAUAGAGCGCAGAGAAGCACCGCCCUUGGUCCGACCCUUGCGCUUCUGAGAGGCAACAAUGGCAGAGGAGGUGGCAGGGGAGGCGGUAGGGGAGGCGGCAGGGGAGGCAAACCCAACAACCGGAAGUACGGCAAGUGAUGAUGUGUUAGCACGGCGCGUUCGGGAGUUGCCGGGUCAUUUUGUAUGCGAUGCCUGGCCGAACGAAGAUGUCUGUUAGCAGUUGUCAAACCAUUUGGUGGUGAAACAAGAUAAUGUAUGUUUAACUGUCGGUUUGGAGUUUAAAAGACCGCGUAAAUGCAAUUGAUCA
Messenger RNA from Aegilops tauschii subsp. strangulata, 2412 nucleotides. RefSeq names its product coilin. Gene Ontology annotation, biological process: spliceosomal snRNP assembly. The record is from RefSeq and is a predicted model, not a curated record. Lineage: Eukaryota; Viridiplantae; Streptophyta; Magnoliopsida; Poales; Poaceae. Gene Ontology annotation, molecular function: U1 snRNA binding; U2 snRNA binding. Gene Ontology annotation, cellular component: Cajal body.